GUUCGGUAAUGAUAUUCAUUAUGCUAAACAAGUCAACAGACAGAGCUAGAGAGUGAGCUUGCUGCACUUUCUCUCAAAGAUCCAGGAAGCAAGCAAGCAAGAGCUUUACUUGAGAGCAGGGAGAGAUAGUUAGCAGCUUAUCUGUGUCUGGUCACUUGGGCAGCUGAAAUGGCAGAAGGAGGUGGUAAUCAGCUUGUCUCGUCAGACGGAGAUGCCAAACAGAAGACACCAACCCCACUGCAGUUCCUGGAAACACCUGAGGGCCGACGACUGGCCUAUCAUCAACUGUCUGGGUCUUCUCCUGGUGUGGUCUUCAUCCAUGGCCUUAAGUCUAACAUGAAUGGACAGAAGGCACUCGCAAUAGAAGAUUUCUGCCGUAGAAGAGGCACAGCAUUUGUGAGAUUUGAGCUCUCAGGUCACGGAGACUCAUCACAAAACUUUAAAGACUGUAAUGUCACUAUGUGGCUAGAAGAUCUGAAUGCUGUCCUGUCUUCCCUCACCAAAGAACAACAGAUUCUUGUCGGCUCUAGUAUUGGAGGGUGGCUCAUGUUCUUGUACACAAUGAGAAAUCCUGAUAUAAUCUACGGGUUGCUAGGCAUCUCCACGGCACCAGACUUCACUCAGCAGUUGUGGAAGGGAUUGGACAAGGAAACAAAGAAGGAGGUGAGGAGGACGGGUGUGUAUCAUAUGAAGAGUGCAUACAGCAAUGAGCCUUAUGAAAUAUCACUGGACCUGAUUCAAGAUGGGGCCAAGUACACAAUUCUGGACAUGCCAGGUAUUGAGUAUGUCAAGUGUCCAGUUAUGUUGUUUCAUGGGGAGAGGGACUCAACGAUACCUGUAGGCACAGCCAUGAAUCUGGUGCAGAGACUACAGUGCCCAGUGGGGCUAAAGACAAUAGACGACGGAGAGCAUCGUCUCUCACGCCCUCAGGACAUCCAGCUGAUACUAGAGGCACUGAACGAUCUCCUCUGUCCCUCUUCAGACAAGAACGAUCUCGAGGCCAGCGGUGCCGACUCUUCAGGACUGGAUGACUAGAUUUUUAUCGACAUUAACACUUAAUUUUUCCAGUGCAUUUUUACUCUUAGUGAUCGAUCUGUCUACAUGUGUCCUGUCUGUACAUGUGCCUCUUGGUGUUGUGUUUUUUUUCUUGUACAUGUACAUGUAUAGACAUGCUUUUAUUAAUUAUGAGUGGUGUUUUGUUGACUGUUC
This is a messenger RNA of Halichondria panicea, 1209 nucleotides long. Its product is annotated as palmitoyl-protein thioesterase ABHD10, mitochondrial-like. NCBI's taxonomy places the organism in Eukaryota, Metazoa, Porifera, Demospongiae, Suberitida, Halichondriidae. Bases 169 to 1035 code for a protein of 288 amino acids. Gene Ontology annotation, biological process: protein depalmitoylation. The record is from RefSeq and is a predicted model, not a curated record. Gene Ontology annotation, cellular component: mitochondrion. Gene Ontology annotation, molecular function: hydrolase activity, hydrolyzing O-glycosyl compounds; palmitoyl-(protein) hydrolase activity. The transcript has 5 exons.